Messenger RNA from Plasmodium fragile, 2724 nucleotides. RefSeq lists its product as uncharacterized. The record is from RefSeq and is a predicted model, not a curated record. Bases 1 to 2724 code for a protein of 907 amino acids. NCBI's taxonomy places the organism in Eukaryota, Apicomplexa, Aconoidasida, Haemosporida, Plasmodiidae. The transcript has a single exon.
AUGGACCGCCAAACAGACCACAAAGCAGACCGCAAAGCAGAAGGACAGACCAGCAAGGAAGAUGCUGGCAAUACAACCGAGGACGCUGAUCCAAGUUGCCAAUUCUCAACAGCGACAGAAUGUAACCAAAAGGAAAAACCCACCUCCCCACCAGAAGAGGGCACAUCAUAUAGGUCUCUGUACAAACACAACUACAGAGCGCACAUGUACGUGGAUGAUUUUGUUUGCCUUCGAUUAAAAGGUCGUGGAGGUGAGGUGCACGCCGAUGGGAGCAGUGAACCGCAGCCUUGUGUAGACUCAUCAAAGGGAGAUUUCCCAGCGAGUGGGUACACACGUGAUGAUAUGCAUGAUGAUGUACAUGGUACACGUCAUGACGCACCUGUCGGAGAGCCAAGUGAGAAAAAUGCGAACUUUCAGGAGGUCGCUGGAACAAGGAGGAACAACCCAAGCAGGGUUGCAGUCGAUAAGAUUGACCAAGCAAAUCCUUCAAGGGAAGACGAUCAAUGCGUGCAUGUAGGAAGUGACAAAAUGGAGGACCACCAACCAGACGACACAACAUACUCCCAAGCCGGGGUCCACAAUAUUAAUUAUGCUAAUGAGGAGAAGAGGGAAAACUCCGACCUCUGUACUCCCUCCGAUGAUAAUUACACCCUUCACGGUAGUCACAGAAGUGACGCUCACCUGGAGGAGAAGAACAAGCCACAUGACAGUAACCACCCCAGUGAAGACAUGCCAAGCUGGCAAGUACACACAAUGCAGGGGGAAAAUCAACCCACGGAAAAGCAGAAUAAAAUUAUCGAACUGUUUAAGAUGAAGUUGGAGAGCAAGGAGAUGAACAGGAGUCGCCAUGUCUCUGAUGUUCGUGGUGAUGUUCACGACUGUGGCGGUCACGAUUACCGUGACGAUGACCCUGAACGUUUGGAAGGAGCUUCCUCCCCCAGUGCCCCCAACCACCGCACGCAGAUACGGGAAAGUAUCUCUCGCAUUUUUAGCGAGUCACCAUCCUCCAAGCCCAAGAUCAUAAACGAGCUUAAACAUGGUGGGAAUAAUGUGGGAGAGGAAGACGAAGGGACGGGGAGCCAACAACAAGGAAGUAGUAGCAACGACAGGGAGAAGGCAGACAGUAAGAUGAACGGAGCAAAGAAUGCAUUAAAGGAAGGAAGUCUGUUGAGGCUCUUCAGGUGUGAAUACUUCGACACCCACCUCCACAUCAGAUACCUCUAUGACAGGAGAGAGGUGGGAGUUCAUGAGUACCUAGUAAAUUCGCUCUACACGCAGAGGAGGUAUGAGGACAUAUUAUUUUACCUACCACAGCUGAGUCAAAUUUCGCUUGUCCGUUAUGAGUCCUCUUCCCUUUAUCGCUUCCUUCUUUAUAAAGCUAGUAAAUCAAUGCACUUCGCUUUGAAACUAAGUUGGAUAUACCACUCCAUAGUGGAGGACAACUGUUCCCAGUAUAAAGACUUGGCUCAUAAAAUGACACAAGAGAUUGAAAUGGCUGUUGUGAAUUGCAAGCCAUUUAACACUAAGUGUACCUCGGGGAAUGAAAACAAACAGUCCUACCUGCUGAACCUCGCUCAUCCUCUUCUCUUCAAAAGGAAAUACAUCAUUAAAAGGAUAAAAGCCAAUGAGCGGUUUGAGAAGACGAAGUUGUUUAGAAAUUGCCUGAACAGGUCAUGUAAUUCGUACUUGUUGAAAGGGGUGCAAAGUGGGGUACAAGCGGUCGGGCAAGGUGACGCCGAAGCGGUGGGACACAGCGCCGCUCCAGGUGACGCUCCUAAGAAGCGCCGCAAAAGGGAAGCGACGAGCACGGCUCCGCCCCCCAAGCUGCCCCAGUGCUACAUCAUCAAUUCAGGGGCCCUCUCCAUAGCCAGGGCCAAAGUGAAGUUACCCAGUACCUACGCCAAGCUGGGCAAUCCCCUAAGUGCCUCCAAGUUUUUCCUGCCGGAAUUUAAUUGCAGCUUUAAUAUGAUUGAAGAUCUGCAACAAUUUUUUAUGAAGCAAAGGAGGUGUGAUUACUUUAGUCUCCUGAAUAACUUCGUCAACCUGACAAUAUCAGUUUCGAAUCUUCUCUCCACAGAACCCGACAUUGAAAUACGAAAUGAAUUGCUCAACAGAUUCAUAUACUCAUUAAACAGUUGGAUGCUCAUGCGCAGGUGUAUCGUUGCUGCAUGCACAAAUGUGUUUGCCAUGACGGGGCUGUGUAUUCCCCUGGAGUGCUUGUCGUCCUCUCCCCACUCAGGACAUAGAGCGGAAAAGACAACCAACAGCAGCAGCUUGCAAAUAUUACACUUCAACUAUGAUGAAUGUAAAAUAUUUUUCUCGAAGAAGAGGGCUCCGUACCUGCUCAUGUUUGAGGUGGCCGACCUGGACGAGGACAUCAGUGACAUUCCCGAUAGCCUCUUUUACCCCACCAGGGGGACCUCCCACUCAGGGGAAAACGUAGCAGCGGGUGGAGCCGCAACUGGAGCAACGCCUCACAUGAGUGACGGCGCGAUUGACGCUGCGGACGAUGUGUACGAGGAUGUGUCCCCAGACGAACCGACGCGACAGCCGCCACCACGCAGGAAGGGCCACCGGAUUGAAAAAAACUUUUGUUCUUCAAAAAACUACGGGCUCUUUAACGAAAACAGCAGCUCCUAUGACUACGAGCCGAGAGGAAGUAUGUACGAUGAGAAGAGGAAGAAGAAGAAGAAAAAAAAAAAAAAAAAAAAAAAAAAAAAGUGA